UUCUUACAGUAGCCUAUCUGUCAUAUGAUGAGUCGAAUCGUGUGCUAACAUUCCAAGUUAGCAAAUUCAUUCUGACACUCAGUUUUGAUUAACUUGCACGCUUAAAAUGUCUAAGGACACAAAACCAAAGGGGAAAACCUUCCUCUACACAUCUGAAUCUGUGAGAGAGGGGCACGCAGACAAAAUGUGUGACCAAAUCAGUGAUGCUGUUCUGGAUGCAUACCUGUCCCAAGACCCUAACUCAAAAGUGGCAUGUGAGUGUGUGGUCAAGACGGGCAUGGUUCUUCUGUGUGGAGAAGUGACAUCCAAGGCAGUGGUGGACGUCCAGAAGGUGGCUCGAGAUACCAUAAAGAGGAUUGGCUACGACGGCUCUGCCAAAGGUUUUGACUACAAGACAUGCAAUGUCCUUGUGGCCAUGCAACCCCAGUGUACAGAGAUAUCUAACUGUGUCUUCGAGGGCAGAGAGGAAGAGAACAUUGGAGCAGGUGACCAAGGUAUGAUGUUUGGCUACGCAACAGAUGAAACGGAGGAGUGUAUGCCACUGACUAUUAUCUUGGCUCAUCAGCUCAAUGCUAAAAUGACAGAGCUGUCAAGUAAUGAAUGCCCCUGGAUCAUGCCUGACGGCAAGACACAGGUUACAGUGGAGUACCGUGACAACAUGGGUGCCAUGGAGCCCCUGCGCGUCCACACUGUUGUAAUCUCCGUACAGCACACUCCCGACAUCACGCUGCAGGAGAUCAGACACCAGCUUUUGGAAAAGGUUGUUAAGGUCGUUAUCCCCGCCAGAUACCUGGAUGACAGGACCAUCUAUCACCUCUUGCCCAGCGGGAAGUUCCUGGAUGGUGGUCCACAGGCUGAUGCUGGGCUCACCGGUAGAAAGAUUAUUGUGGACACGUAUGGUGGCUGGGGUUCUCACGGAGGGGGUGCUUUCUCCGGCAAGGACCCGUCCAAAGUGGAUCGCUCUGGGGCCUAUGCGGCGCGCUGGGUGGCCAAGUCUCUGGUGAAAGCCAAGCUCUGCAAGCGAGUCUUAGUGCAGAUAUCCUAUGCUAUUGGAGUGAGUCAUCCAUUAUCCGUAUCCAUUUUUCAUUACGGCACGUCAACAUUGGAUGAGGACCAACUACUGGACAUUGUAAAUAAAAACUUUGAUUUGAGACCUGGGAUUAUUGUCAAGGAGCUGGGGUUGAAGAGUCCCAUCUACCAAGCCACUGCCUGCUAUGGACACUUUGGAAGGGAUGCCUUUUCUUGGGAGAAACCGAAGACCCUUGUAUUUUAAAAUAGCUGAGAAAUAAGAAUUCCAGAAGAGACUCAAAUAAAAUAAUUAUGUUUUUGAAUUCCCAUUAUUGAUUAUUGAAAUCAAGAUUUUGUUGGAGCUAUAUACUGUACAUGGGACAGCAUAGUAUCUAUGAACCAAUACUGUACAAUACAUUGUUAAAAGUGUUUUACAUGCCAUGGGCAUCAUUUUAGUCAUAUAUUGUCAUGCAUAAUGAUUGAAAGUACAUUUUCAUAUGAUGAAAUAAAGAAUGCUAUGAAAUUC
Molecule: messenger RNA, 1534 nt
Organism: Engraulis encrasicolus (European anchovy)
Lineage: Eukaryota; Metazoa; Chordata; Actinopteri; Clupeiformes; Engraulidae
Gene: mat2al
Product: methionine adenosyltransferase II, alpha-like
Exons: 9
Coding region: 107-1273 (388 amino acids)
Biological process (GO): S-adenosylmethionine biosynthetic process
Cellular component (GO): cytosol; methionine adenosyltransferase complex
Molecular function (GO): methionine adenosyltransferase activity; ATP binding
Source: RefSeq, a predicted model, not a curated record